AUGUCCUCCUACUCACCACUGCACCCGAUUGCGGACGGCAAGCUGACCCCGGAGUCGCUUACGCCGGUCCCUCGAUUCAACUGGGUAUUCCUCAUUGAGCUGAUUGUGAGCGGAGUUCUAACUCUCUUCUUCCUUUUCUAUUUCAACCGGCUGUUUGCGACUCUGGUAUCCUACGCCAUCCGUGCCUAUACCUGGCAUUACUAUCGGGUCUAUAUAGACAUACAUGCGCUCCAAAUAUCGUUACUGGCCGGCCGAAUAUUUUUCAAAGGGAUUCGAUAUCAUGGAGAAAACGAGACCAUUCAUGUCCAAACUGGCUAUCUUACCUGGCGGUUCUGGUCUCGACCAGAGCUGCCAGUAGAUACAUCCCAUGUGAAAUGCAAAUCGAAACCGCCGCGGAGCGAGACCGCGGGCGCAAACGGUCAGGACGAAAACAGGGAUAAUGGCGCAGAGCAUAAAAAAGAAACGCCAGCCCGGAUAGAAGUCACUCUCAAUGGCCUAGAGUGGUUUGUGUAUAACAGGAGUCCUGCCUAUGACUCGAUUCUCGCGGGAUUUGGACUUGUACCGCCUCCUGACGGGGCAAGUGCCUCGUCAGUAGUGGGAGACAGAGAGAAUGCGCAACAAGAGAACCCGGGCCCCAAGAACGAUAAUGUCGAUGAAGUGGCCGCUUCAAGUCCUUCCGACCCUUUAACUCCUUCCUCCAGGAAAGAAACCAAUUCACAAAAACCGAGGACGUCACUAAGCACUAGAAACUCUUCUAUACCCCAGAAUACAGAAGAGUCCGCGGAGCCGCAGAUCUUUUCAUUUUUCCCGAUAUCCAUGGAUUGUCACAAAGGGGCAUUGGCUUUGGGUAACGAGAAUACAAAAACCAUACUCACCUUGACUUUUGACAAGGCUGUCGGAAAAAUCGAUGCCGGGCGCUCUGGCCCUCUUGACGUUUAUAGACAAAUAUUUGAAUAUGACCUCUCCCAUCCUGUCAUACAUAUGAAACCUAAUCCGGACUACAGACAGUCGCAAUUGGCUGCGGUUCAUGAAAUGGAAGCUCCAGACGAAGAGGAAUCUAGAAACCGUGGCUAUAUGCGCAGCUUACAUAGACGGUAUCGCGAUCACAGACACAGAGUAUGGACCAGCAUUCGUGAUUUGGUUCCUUAUUUUCAACGCUCUGUAGAAUCAUUUCACCCCAGACAUGAUGAACGAGACAGACCUGUUUCUAGAGCGGUCCAUCAAGAUGGCUGGCUAGGUUUGACACGCUACCUUGACGAGGAAGAGCAAGACGACUAUGAAGGGUGGAACUCAAUAGAGUAUGGACGUUUCUCAACACUGUUGGACUCCCCCAGUAUACAUUUUCGUUAUUACUGGGACAUUGGGGGCCUUGUUGGAAUAGCGGGUGCCAAACCUGAUCCGUCGGAUAAGUCCACCCCCCAUAAUAUUAAUGGUGCAGAAGCCCCUGAAUGGGGCAUGGACUUAACCAUACGUGGUGGUCUGCUUAACUACGGGCCGUGGGCAGACCGUGAACGGGUCAAUCUCCAAAGCGUCUUCGUGCCAAAUUCGUACCGGGACUCACACGUUACGCCCAUGCUAAAGCCUGGAGAACUAAGGCAGAGCACGACUUUUGUUUUAAAUAUUCUCAUUGAAGAAACUACCAUGCUCCGUAUACCCACAAGGGAAGCGUCAAAAGAUUGGCAAUGGAGAGGCCGGGCAGAUCGUUCACGAGGAGCGUCUCGAUUGAAGAAAAAAGAGAAAGACCGCUCUCGAGGUAAUGAAGCUGACAAUACAGGGACCCAAGGGCCGGAUAUUAGACCUUUCGGUUGGCUAUCUCUCCGGGCAGGCCCCGGCUCCACCAUCGUUUAUUCAAUGGCAAUGUUUGCCAGUAGACAUGGAUAUUGCAACAAAGUUGAUAUUGAUUUGCGCCAAACCAAAAUGACCACAAGCGUGAAUCAUGGAGUGUUGUGGCAAAGUGAACGUCAGAUCAUCUCCUGUGAUCUCUCAAAUCCUCUCCGAUGGAAUAGCCUGCACAACUGGUCUGUCGACGUAGAAAGUACCAAUAUGGAACUUUUCUUACUAUGGGAUCACCUUAUUCUACUUACCGACCUCAUCUCAGAUUGGACGUCGGGGCCUUUACAGGAAUAUUAUACUUUCGUCCCGAUUAAAUACCAACUUUCCUUCGCUUUUCUUGAUUUCAAGCUCAUGGUAAACGUGAAUGAUUUGAACAUUAUAAAUAACCCUUCCGACUUUGACGAUAAUUCGUUCCUGAUUAUCGAAGGAGAAAUAUUAACUGCCCGUGUGGGAGUCCCAGUUAUUCAUCAUAGGGCUAGCCGUAACGUUGCUACAUUCGAUAUCCAAGCCUCAAAUGGUGACUUGAAACUCUCUACGCCCCUAUGGAAUACCCAACGUACGUUUUUGGAUAAUCGACCUAUUGGUGGAUUGGACACCCUCAAAAUCGACGGAAGCUAUUCCUGGCAUAGUAUAACAUCACCAAAAUUGACGGAUGUUGCAAUUGUCAACCUAUCUGGCACUGCACCGUACCUUUACCUCUAUGGGUUUGUCCUGAAGAACUUCCUCGAUGUCAAUGAAAAUUACUUUGGUAGGACUAUUCAUUUUAAGACAUUCGAGGAACAUAGGGCAGCAGUCGAUUCGACGACGCAGGGCAAUUACGGGUCCAACCCUGCACCUCAUACCAAUGGUCUUGAUGUUGUUCUUCACAUUGCAGCUGAGGAUAUCAAAGUUCUCCUUCCCACCGGAUUAUACGACAGACACGAGAGCCUUGCAUUAAAAGCAACAAAUCUGGAUUUGGAUGUGAGAUUCACCAACUACUACAUGGAUUUCCAUUGCUCAUUAUCUCCCCUGGAAGUUUCUGUAUUGUCGGAAAAGCCAGGCACCGCCCCCGUCCGGUCUAGGCCUCAACUUUAUAUCAAUGGGCUUGCCAUUUUUGGCCACCGACUCUUUGGGCUACCACCCACAGAGCCCACAUACGCCUGCAACUGGGAUUUUCAAGUAGGAUCUAUCGCUGGGGAAUGUUCUCCCUCGUUCAUAAAAUCUGCCAAAUCGGCGUUUGAGUCUCUAGCUUUCUCAUUCGAUGACGAUGAGAAUGCCUUGCCUCCCAUACAGACCGGUGUGUAUGAUGUUACUUUCCUGCGCGCAAAUGUGAAAUCUAUCAAAGUGUGGAUUGUGGCAGAAAAGUCCGCAUUUUUAUUCAGCACGGGGACCGUCGAUGUGGAAUUCAAUGAUCGAUGUGGCUUGAAAAUGUCAUUAUUCGUCAAUGCCACCGUUCCCGACAUAGUCUUCGCAGUCGUGGAUCGGACAUCAGUAUCCACAGACAAUAUACCUCAAAACCCAGUCAAAACCUAUGCCUACUUCCGCACAGCAAUUAGGGUUAGCACAAUGGGAAAAAGAGAAGAUUUUGAACAUUUUCGUUCUCUACAGCAGAAUCAUAUUAGGAAGCAUGACUCGCGGACCCACCGUACUCCAUGGCUUGUUUUUAAUGAGCUUGAAGUCGCUGCUAGGGACAAUACGUAUCCCUCUUUUAUCCCUCCCACAAUGCCUGUUCCUUCAAUGCCCGAACCUCUUCAAUCUCUAGCAGGCUCUGAACCUAACCAAACACCACAUAAAUCUCUGCUGGAAGAAUUUCCUGUCGCGGCUACCAUACCCCUAACUUCUAGUUUAAAUCCUACCCCUGACCAAUAUGUUACCCAGGGCUGUCGUGCCGGACACUUCUCUACAACAUGGGCAAUGCCAAACUUCUCUUUCUAUAAUGUUCAGCUUGACGAGACGAACGUUCCAUCCAUGCCAUCGAGAUCUGAGGUUUUUAUUAGCAAAAAUCAAGCUCUGAAAGCUGGCUUUGGACGUUCUUACGCUGACGAGUUUCUUGGGGGAGCUCAGACAAAUAUUAAUUGCACCAUGGCACCUGGCUUGUCUGGAUUCGUCUCAGUAGAAGCAGUGCGCGCCGUGGCCUCACUUAUAGACUCAAUUCAGCCACGUAACCCUCUUGAGAUUCUCGAUGCAUUUCAAGCAAAGGUGACUAGCGCUGCGCUUGCAGCGCAAAAGUCUGCCAGCAAGAAAAUAAAAAAAGUAUCGACUUUUUCAAUUGAACUUCCUUCGUGCCGUAUACGAUUUUUCAAUUCCCUUUUAAAGUCUGGCCGGCCGACUGGCCCUUUCAGAGACCAAUUCCACAUCGAUCUCUCCAAUAUUAGGGCUUUAAUCCGCGAAAAGGCCUCCUCUCUGGAUACCGCAGACUCUAUGAACCCCAAAAAAUCAUUCACAGCCCACGUGGCAAUACGCUCCUUGAUGGUCACUGUUAGAGAAGAAAACGUGGAAGCGCAUUCGGACCUCAGGUUAUGCGUGUGCAAAAUAUCUGAUGUAGACUUCUGGUUUUUUGGGAAUACAAACAUAAAGUCCCGUCUCCAGGUUCAAAAUAUUGAUCUGGUGUUAUCAAAUGAAACAGUUGGGAGAGUUGAGCCUGUGUUAAAUCGAACGGUGAAGAUGGCCGAGUCUCUGUCAGCUACCUUCCAACGAAUUUACGAAGCCCAUGAAGACCGUCUUCUUUAUCUUGUCCAUUAUCUCACAAAGAUUGGCGUGGCCAUGCCAGAGCCGCAUUUCAUGACACUUCUAUCGGAUGCUUUGAGGGCCACAAAGCCACACCUAAGGCUCGAAGAUGCUUGGAAGAUCAUAUCGAGGAUUCGGAAUAUAUACAAAUCAAUUACUCCCGAGCAACGGGGAAACCUUCGAAGGGAAUGCCAAAAAUCCGAGGUUUCCUAUCCUGAAGAUGCUAAAGACGCCAUCCUAUCAGUCUUUGAAACUUGGCGUGCGUGGGAAUUAGCCCCUGUCGAAAAGAAUCUCAUUAUUAAGGCCCUUUGGGGUGAAGAUGCCACGACUGACGGGGCAGUCGACCAACUGAAAGCGAUUGAUGCAGCUAUAUAUCUUGGAUCAGUUCAUCUUUCAAUGGGUCGGGGCCCGCGACAUAACGGCUUCCGAGUGGAGAAUAUGUCAACUACAAUACGUUUUGGAGCUAAAAGUCAAGAUCCAUCAUCUACUGGAAAGGAUGGGCUACUGAUAAUACAAAAUCAUUGUUCUAAUGCAUAUUUACAAUUGAACUGGGAAUUAUGCCAGGUCAUUGAAAAAAUUCUGGAGAGCAAUGAUAAUCUCGGGCCCAAGGCAACUACCCUCCAGAGGGAGGAAACGAGCAAAUCAAGGCACGGUGUUAAAGCUGAACAUGAAAUCCAAUUUGAAACUCAUGUCCUACUUAUUGCGGAUAAAGGAUCUGUCUGGGUAGAUGGAAUCAACCUGGAGAUUGAACUGAUAGGACAGGGGAUGAAAGGAUCUAUCAUUCACGUACCAAAUUCAAAGCUGGCUGGAGAAACGAUAAGCGCCAUGCUAGCUUCCAAGCUGUCCUCUGCUCGGCUUAUCAGCCACUCAAGCCCUCUCAUGGAAUGGGAAUUUCAUAGCCCAAAUAUAUUUGUGUCACGCCAGUCACAAAAGCGCAACGCGAUUCUAGAGCAUGACUGGAAAUGCGCCGCAACCUGUCGCCAGCUAAGAUACCAACUGACUGAGAACCCCCUUGAGCUAAUCCAUGUGGCAGACCGUGUGGUUGAAGACGAAGUCAAGCAGACUUUGAAAAUGAUUUCCUUUUUAGACACGAGGUUGGAAGGACGAACUACACCGACAUCUUCUAGGGAAGAAAUCCACUACUUUCACGUUGCAACUUUCCUUGAUGAAUACCAAAUCCGCCUUUCUCUCCUUCCAUCAGUUGCUUACACGAUUGAAGGAAACGUGGCAAGGCUAUCUGUCACGCCUCUUGGCCAUAUGAAAUUUGAGGUGGAUUAUGAUAUCAAGAAUAACAUUCACAAAAUCCAUUCGAACAAGGAUGGAGACCUACGAGUUUUAUGUUCGACGGCAAUUCCACCCAUUAAUGGGAGAGUACGAUUGGAUAUGACAACCAACCCGAUAAUCAUAGAUGCAGAUACCACCGUUGAAAUUCUACAUUUGGAUGUGAGCGCCGUGCAAAACCUGCUCGGUGCCCUUAAUGGUCCCGAAUUAUCCCACUUCAUUGGCGAUUUAAGCCAUGACGGAAAAGCCUUGCAAUCACAUCUCGAGCAGGUUUUGGCGAACGGUAAAUCUGCGCAGCCAACGAAAAAGAAGACCGAAAAGAAAGGACCCGUGUAUCAAGUACGGCUCACGCUAGCUGGAAUUAAUACUCAUGCGUCUUCCCCUGGUUUACGAACCAAAGAUCACACCGCAGAUAUGAACAUUGAAUUUAAAUCUGUUCAGGUGCAUGUCGAAAAUUCUCCGAUUCAAGGGAUUCGCAAUUCCCGGCCAGAAUUCAAUAUUAUCGUGGCCCAAAUUAGCGUCAAUGUUCAGAGGACAAACAUGUAUGAUAGCUUUACAUACGGAAAAGUUGCCUUUGGUGCUCAGUUUUCCGGAUCUUUCAAAGAUUUGCCAGACGGGAAAACCAUGCGAUUAUUUCAUCUGAGGAGCUCAGGGCUUGAGAUUGGUAUGUCCGCCGAGACAGCGUCUCUUGUACUUGAUAUUAUCGCUCAUUUACAAGAAGGCAUAAAGACAAUAGACUUAUCUCAGGAUAUCGCACGCCUGAGAAAAAGUCGCAGGCUCUCAUUCCUACGACGGAAACAUAAAAGGAUAACCCAUACCGCCGCCCCUCCCACCGAACCUAUCGCUCUUGAUGAUGACAGUCAAGAAUCGUCCGAUUUUUUGAAUGCCACGUACUCUGUUGAGCUCUCCAACAUUCAAAUUAGCUGGCUGGUUUUAGAAAACACCUCCUCUCGCAAAAUUGACAAUCCCGCCCCUCGCCAUGAAGCUGAUGCAGAAGAUCUCGUUUUUUCCAUCCGUAAAGUCGAGCUUACGACGAAGGAAAUCAACGCCGCAAGGUUGCGUAUUCAACAGAUGCAGCUACAGAUGGUACCGGUCGCUCACGACAAAAAGAGAAGAUCCCAAAACUCUGCCUUACUUCCAGAGGCGGUGUUCAACGUUUCAUUUGUGUCUGUCAAGUCUAAAUGGAAAGUGACAUUGAAUGCUGCUGGGAAAGCCCUUGAUUUACGGACUACGUCGGACUUUAUUAUUCCAGCUAGUCACCUUCAAAAGUCAAUGGCAUCUGCCGUUGAAAGAGUCCGUGAGGCUAAGUCAUUAUGGACCACUGAAUUCCGUGAGAACCCUAAAGUGGGAAAGGAAUCUCUCGGGUUUAAGCAAUUGGAUUCCGUUUUCAUUGAUACUAAUUUUGAUGGAGCUAUUGUCACACUGCAAGAAAGGCAUGGUGCUGGUGAUACUACCCCACGCCCCCCAAGCAAUAGGAGCAGCAUUGGCUCGACAGAUUUCAGAUACGGACAAGCCUGGACCGGCGACUCUGUGUCCACAGCAACCCUUCGGGCCCCAGGCGUGGCUUUAAAAAUUCGGUUCGAGGGUUCAGAAGCAGAUACCCCAAUUCUUGAAGCAGAAAUAAAGGUCGAAGCUUCUUCCAACGUACUUCAUCCAAGCGUGAUGCCUCUCCUUACACGGAUCUCAUCAAGUAUCCGGGAUGUAGUGGGCAGAGAAGAAAAGAGGGAUGAAGGAACCGAAAAGCCAUCUGCUGUGAAGGAAGAAGCCGAUACCUCGUCUAUUACAACCGAAGAAACCGAAAAGCCUCCGAAGGAUAUGUCCAUGGACCCAACGACAAUCCUUGGUAGCUGCAAGCUGAGCAUUGGACUCUGGAUCCGCAAACAGGAAUUCACGUUGAGUUGCCAACCUAUUGCACGGGUGGAAGCUUCGGCUGGCUUUGAAGAUGUCAAUAUCACGGUCAACACAGUGCAAUCUGAGGAGCAACGAAGAUUUUUUGCCGUGUUGAUAGCAUUCAACAAGUUGCGGGCAUCGGUGAAACAUGUCUAUUCCAAUGACUCUACUGCGAGUUUUAAUGUGGAUUCUAUUGUGGUAUCAAUGAUGAACAGCAAACACGUCAGUUCUAGCAGCGGUAUUUCAGCUAUUCUGAAAAUCAGCCCAACAAAACUAUAUAUGAAUGCAAAGCAGGCCCAGGACGUCCUUCUCUUCCGGGAAAUCUGGAAACCACCUAGCGACCAUUUCAAACGACCAGUGCAAACACAAGAACCAUCCCCGGAAGUCCAGGCGUAUAUGGUUCAGAGAUACCAGCAAAUGGCAGCUGCCGGGGCGUUCCCAUGGAACUCAACGUUGGCAAUAGACUCAUUGGACAUACAACUCGAUCUGGGCCAAACGAUAGGCAAAGCUGAAUUUUCCAUACAGAACCUUUGGUUGUCGUCAAAGAAGACGUCUGAUUGGGAGCAAAACUUGUGUAUUGGCUUUGAGACCGUUUCAAUUAUAAAUGAAGGGCGGUUGACCGGCUUUGUAGAGCUCUCGAAGUUCAGGGUACGCACGUCGAUCGAAUGGCCUGGCGGAGUGAUCUCAGCUGGCCACACUCCUCUCAUCCAGGCAGCAGUUGGGAUUGGCAAGCUGCAGGCAGAUGUAUCGUUUGAAUACCUACCAGUUAUCGCAGCCGACGUGACCUCGUUCGACUUUUUCAUGUAUAAUGUCCGGGAAGAUGAGGGAAAGAGUAACGACCGCCUUGUUAGCGUGCUUGAGGGCGACAAACUACAUGUUUUCUGCACUACUAUUACUGCUGCUCAGGGGCUAGGGCUGUAUCAGACAUUGCAACGCUUGAUACGGGAAAAGAGCAAAGCAUUCCAUGAAUCUCUAAGAGAGGUUGAAGAUGCCUUACACCGAACAAAGCUUUCGCUCGGCGUAGCUCCACAGAAACCAGUGACGAGGCCGACAGUCAAGAAUGAUAAGGAUGAUAUGAGCCUGCCAAUUUCCCUCCAAACGACUGUCGUGGUCAAACUACAUACCGUCACAGUUGGGGCGUUCCCAAAUACCUUCCGUGACGCGCAGAUCUUCAAAGUGGAGGCACUGGGCUCUGAGGCACGCUUUUCUGUUGGGAUCCAGGAUGGCAAGAUACAUACUGGCCUUGGGCUGACGCUGGGAGAGCUCCGCGUUGCACUCUCUAGCGUGGGUGGCGGCUCAGUGCCAGCAGACGCAGAUGACUUGACUGUAGACCAGAUCGUGAGCCGUGCAACCAGUGCUCGAGGAGGAAUCAUCUUGAAGGUUCCCCGAGUGCUCUCUUUAAUGGAAACGUGGCAACUAGCUACAUCCAACAAUAUCGAAUACCUUUUCAGGAGCUCCUUUGAGGGCAAAGUUGACGUUGGCUGGAAUUACUCUCGCAUCGCCUUCAUCAGAGGCAUGUGGAGUACCCAUUCUCGCGCCCUAGCAACCAGACUCGGCAAGCCACUCCCCCAGGCGGCCGUCCAGAUCACAGGUGGACCGAAGGGAGAAGGCGAAGCGGGCGAGUACAACGGACAAGAGAAGAUUACAGCUGUGGUGAAUGUCCCUCAGUCUCGGUAUACAUAUACCGCGAUAGCACCACCGAUCAUCGAGACCCCCCAGCUUCGAGAUAUGGGAGAGGCCACGCCACCAUUGGAAUGGAUUGGGCUGCAGCGUGAUCGACUACCCAAUCUUAUGCAUCAGAUAAUCAUCGUCACGCUGAUGGAGGUUGCAAAGGAUGUGGAGGAUGCAUAUUCAAAUAUUCUCGGCUCGUCAUGA
Messenger RNA from Nannizzia gypsea CBS 118893, 9585 nucleotides. RefSeq lists its product as hypothetical. Bases 1 to 9585 code for a protein of 3194 amino acids. NCBI's taxonomy places the organism in Eukaryota, Fungi, Ascomycota, Eurotiomycetes, Onygenales, Arthrodermataceae. The record is from RefSeq and is a predicted model, not a curated record. The transcript is spliced from 3 exons. Gene Ontology annotation, biological process: fermentation. Gene Ontology annotation, cellular component: membrane.